Gongylonema pulchrum is the source of this 816-nucleotide messenger RNA. NCBI's taxonomy places the organism in Eukaryota, Metazoa, Nematoda, Chromadorea, Rhabditida, Gongylonematidae. The record is from the annotation of a GenBank genome assembly.
AUGGGUGUGAAAAUGCUCAAAAAGAUGGGCUGGCGAGAAGGCCAAGGAAUUGGAAUGAAAAUGACUCGAAAAGCACUCGAAAAACAAAAAUUAAAUGAAGACAGAGCCCGUUCAAGAAAAGGAAAUUAUGAUGAAGAAGCUGUGAAAGAAGCGGAAGAAAUGGCACCAAAUUUUCAGUUUGCACCAACCGAUUUUGAUCCAGAUUUAUUGAAAUCUCAUGAAGGUCUGCAUGGUUUGGGCUAUCAGGCAAUACAGUCCACGUCAGUGCUGUCCGAGAAAUAUGGCACCAUCGAGGCUUCACUCAAGACACGGGCAUUUGGAGUUGGAGCAUUCGAGGACGAUGAUGAGAGCAUCUAUACGAAUUACGACUUUUCGCAGUAUGACUUCUCAAUCGGACCCGGAGGAAAAGCAGCAUAUGCUUCAUGCAGCGCAAGUGACACAAGUUUUGUUAUGGCUGAGAGACGACAACCAGCAAGGCAAUUUUUUGAGCCUCCGCGUUUGCCAACAAAUUUUCGCCCCAUUCAUACUCCGAUACAUCCGGAUAUCUCGCAGAUGCCUGCCAAUAUCAAGCAGUUCGGUGAAAAAAUGAAUCACCUACAGCGGGCUAAAUUAUUGGGCGAGGUUGAUCCGAAAGCUGUGCUCGAAUUGAUACACGAUAAAGAUAGAAAAAGGCUGACUGCAUCUGCUUCUCGUACCUCAAUGAAUAGUGAAGAUUUGUUAAAAAAUGCGUUCGAGGAAGAGCCUAUGAAGCAAGCACGGUUCAAACAAUAUGUACAUUAUUUGAAGCGAGUAGUACAGCGUGAAAAAUUUGCUUGA